AUGCGCAGGAAAUCACAGAGCCAGUGGCUCCACAGCAGACAGAAAGAAAACCACCAGGUCUGCAGUGACCAGGAGACAGAGGAGGAAGAACGCCAUCACAGGCUGCAGCCUGGGGUGCCUGCUUCAAGGGAUGGAAAAGGAGGCAUGAGCUGUACAGUCAUCUCAGGAAUAGGUCGAGCACCACGACAGACAGCCAAACAUGCAGAACCAUAUCCAGUGCCCCUUACCCCUCUAAAUCACAAAGGGAAGAGGACAGCCAUUGCAUAUGGGUAUCCACCUAAGGUAAGUGCCAUUAGCGCACAUUCCACACAAGAAGAAACCGAGGGAGCAGGACGGCCACACAUAGGAUUUGAAAAUGGUUCCAAGGAAAUACAAAGCGACAGCAUCAUAAGGGGGAAAGUCAGGCAGCAAGGCUCUGCCGCAUGUUCUCUGCCCUCCUUGAAGUCUGAGGGGAGUGUAGGACAGCUAGCAGGAAAAAUGAGCUCAUAUUCAGCCUGGGAAAGCUGCAACAGAGCCCUUCCUCCUGCUCUGCAUGAAAUGAGCCCCAAGCAGCGUGAAAUCCCUGACCGCAGGAGAAGGGGGAACCUUCGCAAACCGAGGUUGAGGUUCCAUUUGGUGAACCGGUUCACUCUGCUGCUCCUGCUUCUUCUCAGCCCAACUCCAGCUGUUCAGGCCCCUGCCAAUCUCAGUGAACCCAGCCCUACUAAUGAGGCAUUUCUGCGCACCAUUGGGCGCAAGAAGCUGCUGGAAGCCCAGUACGGCUGCUAUGACAGAAUUCAGGAGCUGCCCCCUUAUGAAGGAGAAGGCCUAUAUUGCAACCGUACCUGGGAUGGGUGGCUGUGCUGGGAUGACACGCCAGCUGGAGUGACGGCCUAUCAGAACUGCCCAGACUACUUUCCAGACUUUGACGUGACUGAGAAAGCUUCGAAAUACUGUGAUGAAAAUGGAGAAUGGUUCAGACACCCCGACAGCAAUCGAACCUGGUCCAACUACACCCUGUGUAAUGCUUUCACUUCUGAGAAACUGCAUAAUGCAUAUGCCCUGUACUACCUGGCUCUUGUGGGUCAUUCUUUGUCGAUUGCUGCUUUGAUUACUUCCCUGGGGAUCUACCUGUUUUUCAAGAGCCUGAGAUGCCAAAGGGUGACAGUGCACAAGAACAUGUUUCUCACUUACAUUCUAAACUCUAUCAUUAUCAUCAUCCACCUGGUUGAGGUAGUGCCCAACGGUGACCUGGUGCGACGGGAUCCAAUGCAAAUAUUUCAUCAUAACACACAUAUGUGGACAAUGCAGUGGGAACUGUCUCCACUCUUGCCCCAGAGUGCAGAGGGAAAGAUGGACUCUAAUAACAGUGAAGUGAUAAGUUGCAAGGUUCUGCACUUCUUUCACCAAUACAUGAUGGCUUGCAACUAUUUCUGGAUGCUCUGUGAGGGGAUCUAUCUUCACACUCUCAUCGUCGUGGCUACGUUCGCAGAGGAGCAACGCCUGUGCUGGUAUUACCUUCUUGGCUGGGGGUUCCCAGUGAUACCCACCACUAUCCAUGCCGUUACUCGUGCUCUCUACUACAAUGACAAUUGCUGGCUGAGCGUCGAGACACACCUGCUCUACAUCGUCCAUGGACCCAUCAUGGUGGCUCUGGUGGUCAAUUUCUUCUUUCUGCUCAACAUCGUCCGUGUUCUUGUGACCAAGCUGAGGCAAACUCAUCAGGCAGAAACCUACAUGUACCUGAAAGCUGUGAAGGCUACCAUGGUCCUUGUGCCCCUGCUGGGGAUCCAGUUUGUUGUGUUUCCCUGGAGGCCCUCCAACAAGAUUCUUGGGAAGAUCUACGAUUAUUUCAUGCACUUUCUGAUUCAUUUCCAGGGGUUCUUUGUUGCAACUAUCUACUGCUUCUUCAACCAUGAGGUGCAAGUUGCCGUGAAACGCCAUUGGGCAAAGCUCAAGAUCCGGUGGAGGCAGCGCUGGGGAAGGCGCCGACGCCGCGCCAACAACCGCGUGGUCGCUGCUCCUCGCGUUACAGCCUUCGCUGAGCCUGGUGGCCUCCCCAUUUACAUCUGCCAUCAGGAACCGAGAAAUCCUCCAGUCAACAACAACCCAGUCCAACAGGGUACUGAAAUGAUUCCCUUGAACGUCAUCCAGGAAGACCCUUCUGCCGUCCCCGAAGACUCUGCUUGAAUGUGAAGCUACACCAUUGUGAUCCUCUGAGCCUUCAUUUCCUGGGUGAAGAUAGA
Molecule: messenger RNA, 2225 nt
Organism: Alexandromys fortis (reed vole)
Lineage: Eukaryota; Metazoa; Chordata; Mammalia; Rodentia; Cricetidae
Gene: Calcr
Product: calcitonin receptor
Exons: 17
Coding region: 1-2169 (722 amino acids)
Biological process (GO): positive regulation of cytosolic calcium ion concentration; adenylate cyclase-activating G protein-coupled receptor signaling pathway; cell surface receptor signaling pathway
Cellular component (GO): plasma membrane; axon
Molecular function (GO): amylin receptor activity; calcitonin receptor activity
Source: RefSeq, a predicted model, not a curated record